Staurois parvus is the source of this 945-nucleotide messenger RNA. NCBI's taxonomy places the organism in Eukaryota, Metazoa, Chordata, Amphibia, Anura, Ranidae. The record is from the annotation of a GenBank genome assembly.
GGGAGAGCGGAUAUAGUGAAUGCGGGGUCCGGGGAGAGCGGAUAUAGUGAAUGCGGGGUCCGGGAGAGAGGGAUAUAGUGAAUGCGGGGUCCGGGGAGAGCGGAUAUAGUGAAUGCGGGGUCCGGGGAGAGCGGAUAUAGUGAAUGCGGGGUCCGGGGAGAGCGGAUAUAGUGAAUGCGGGGUCCGGGGAGAGCGGAUAUAGUGAAUGCGGGGUCCGGGGAGAGCGGAUAUAGUGAAUGCGGGGGGAGCGGAUACGGUGAAUGCGGGGUCCGGGGAGAGCGGAUACGGUGAAUGCGGGGUCCGGGGAGAGCGGAUACGGUGAAUGCGGGGUCCGGGGAGAGCGGAUACGGUGAAUGCGGGGUCCGGGGAGAGCGGAUACGGUGAAUGCGGGGUCCGGGGAGAGCGGAUACGGUGAAUGCGGGGUCCGGGGAGAGCGGAUACGGCGAAUGCGGGGUCCGGGGAGAGAGCGGAUACGGCGAAUGCGGGUCCGGGGAGCGGAUACGGCGAAUGCGGGGUCCGGGGAGAGCGGAUAUGGCGAAUGCGGGGUCCGGGGACAGAGGCUAUGGCGAAUGCGGGGUCCGGGGACAGCGGCUAUGGCGAAUGCGGGGUCCGGGGACAGCGGCUAUGGCGAAUGCGGGGUCCGGGGACAGCGGCUAUGGCGAAUGCGGGGUCCGGGGACAGCGGCUAUGGCGAAUGCGGGGUCCGGGGACAGCGGCUAUGGCGAAUGCGGGGUCCGGGGACAGCGGCUAUGGCGAAUGCGGGGUCCGGGGAGAGCGGCUAUGGCGAUUGCGGGGUCCUGGGACAGCGGCUAUGGCGAAUGCGGGGUCCGGGGACAGCGGCUAUGGCGAAUGCGGGGUCCGGGGACAGCGGCUAUGGCGAAUGCGGGGUCCGGGGACAGCGGCUAUGGCGAAUGCGGGGUCUGGGGUUACAGCUAGAGGGUGGGCG